AUGAAAUCAAUAUAUAUAUUAAUCACCUUAACCCUCCUCUUGUUUUCUUUUGUAAAUAGUAUUUUUUGUAUUCAAUUGGUUGAUAGUAGUAGUAAUAGUAAUAGUAAUAGUAACAGUAACAGUAAUAGUAAUAAUAGAAUAAGAAUAAAUAACAAUAAUUAUAAUAAUAUAUAUAAUAGAUACAAUAUAAAUAACAGAUAUAAUACUAAUACCGACCCAGUAUUGGGAGUAGAUGUAAACACUACAAUACCCAAAGAAUCAAUACAAUGUUUAAAUCAACAAAACAAUAUAGAUUAUAUGGUUGUCAAUUGUUGGAAUGAACAUGGAUUUGGAAACCCAUCAUGCCCACCAAAUAUCAAAUUGGCAAUGACUAAUAAUAUUACAUUGGUUGAUCUUUCAAUCAAAAUAUGUUAUCAUUGUGGUGAAGCAUUCUUUCAAGCCAAUGCACUGGUUGUUUUCCUUCAAACUAGAUUACCUCUUUUAAAUCCCAACUUUAUAGCAUGGAUCGAUAUGAGUCAACCUGGUCAAUGGGCUCAAAACGAUCAACAAGCCAACAAUAACUACUUUACUCAAUUUGUUAAUAUCAUCAAUGUCAAGGGUGGCUUCCCUGUUGGCAUCUUUACCACCAUGUCUGCUUGGCAGGAAAUCAUGGGACCGCAAUACACUGCCGGUUCAUCAUACCCACUUUAUUACUCACAAGAUGAUGGUGACACUAGUUUCCAAGAUUUUGUUCCUUUUAAUGGUUGGACAACCCCAACCAUGAAACAAUAUAAAACACAACAAAACAUUUGUCAAGUAAAUGUUAAUUUUGAUUUUCAAUUACCAAGUAGUACUAUUCCUAAAUUAAAAUAA
Messenger RNA from Cavenderia fasciculata, 852 nucleotides. RefSeq lists its product as uncharacterized. Lineage: Eukaryota; Evosea; Eumycetozoa; Acytosteliales; Cavenderiaceae. Gene Ontology annotation, biological process: cell-cell adhesion; signal transduction; cell motility. The record is from RefSeq and is a predicted model, not a curated record. Gene Ontology annotation, molecular function: lysozyme activity. Bases 1 to 852 code for a protein of 283 amino acids. The transcript has 2 exons.